AUGAAAAAGAUUAAUGAUAAUAAGAGUUCUGGCGGAAGAGUUGAAUUAGAAGUGAAUGAUGUUAAUGAGAAAUUAGCCGAAAAAGCAGAUAAAAACCACGUUCAUUAUAUAACUUCAGACGAACAGAUUAUAACGGACUACCAUGGAUAUUUAACACGAAGUGAUGAAGCGAAGACAAAAAAUGUUAAUGAAAGAAGAUAUAAAUACAUUCGUGCUAAAGGUUAUGACAUAAGCUGUACUGUACAGUAUGAUGUAGCUAAAGCACCAGAAGCAUUUGGUUAUACCGGUGAAAUUUAUGCCUCUACUUUCUCUGUUAAAGGUGUAUUAGUUGAACCAAGAUUUACUUUGAGAGUUAAGUCAAAAAUAACUUUUGAAGAUGCUAUUAAAAGUAAAGCUGACAAAGAUGAACUUGACGCAACGAACAAAGUUUUGAAAUCUCAUAAACACAACAUCUCCGAUAUAAAUGAACUUCAAACUUCUUUAGACAGUAAAGCCGACAAGAACCAUACACAUAAAUCCUUCACUACUGUUAGAGCAGACGACAUAAUAUUGAACUUUGACCUUGGUUCAAGUGCACCUUUAGAGAAUCCAAGUACAAGCGUAAAAGAUACACUAAACUCCUUAAAUAGUAAAUGUAUGAACAUUGAAGGUCAUGUCAGAAACUUUGAAACACAUGAACUACCAGCAAUGUUAGAUAAGAAAGCAGAUAAGAACCAUACACAUGAUUUCUUCACAACUGUUGGUAUAGAAAGUAUUGAAGGAACGGUUGAAGGAACUGGUGGGGAUGCAUUAUAUUGGAAACCUCCUAACUUUCCACAAGGUUUAACAUCGGAGGAAAACAUAACGACGAUGAAAUACAUUAGAU
Molecule: messenger RNA, 865 nt
Organism: Trichomonas vaginalis G3
Lineage: Eukaryota; Parabasalia; Trichomonadida; Trichomonadidae
Product: keratin-associated protein family
Exons: 1
Source: RefSeq, a predicted model, not a curated record